AUGGACGCGGGGCCGGAGGCGGAGCGGGGCCCGGCCUGGGGCGGCUGCCGGCCGGGGGGGCGGCUCGACAUGAGCCACGGCUUCGUGCGGCACAUCCGGCGGAACCAGAUCGCCAGGGACGACUAUGACCGGGAGAUGAAGCAGGCCAAGGAGAAGGUGAAGAAGAGGCACACGCCGACCCCGCCCCGGCCCAGGAAACCCGACCAGCAGGUGUACCACCCCUGCCGGAGAAGUCGAGCUGACCCAGCCUGCGGCCUGGAGUACGAGGGGUCUAGCGAGAGCAGCUCCAGCACCGAGCCAGACCCCCGCGGCACAGAGCUCUUCUGCCUAGAGUAUGAGGCCGACAGCGGCGAGGUCACCUCGGUCAUUGUACACCAGGACGACAGCCCUGAGGAGGUAACGGAGAAGGUCUGUGCCCGGAGCCCGCUGGAGCCGCCCCUGCGUGAGGCCCUGAGGCAGCGGGUGCAGGAGGAGCUGCGGAAGCGGCGGGCAAAGCGCUGA
Messenger RNA from Emys orbicularis (European pond turtle), 501 nucleotides. RefSeq names its product chromosome 2 C2orf68 homolog (gene C2H2orf68). The record is from RefSeq and is a predicted model, not a curated record. NCBI's taxonomy places the organism in Eukaryota, Metazoa, Chordata, Testudines, Emydidae. The transcript is spliced from 4 exons. Bases 1 to 501 code for a protein of 166 amino acids.